This is a messenger RNA of Lymnaea stagnalis (great pond snail), 3275 nucleotides long. NCBI's taxonomy places the organism in Eukaryota, Metazoa, Mollusca, Gastropoda, Lymnaeidae. The record is from the annotation of a GenBank genome assembly.
CCAGCGGGGGCGCCAUCUACCUCAUAGGAGGGGUCGACCACUCCGGGCAACCGCUUCGGAUCAUCCAAUGUUUCGUCGCCCUGAGGUCCGGGUUGUACUCGGCGUUCAAGUUUGACAUCCCGAACAUGCCCCCCAGUCUGCUCAGCGCCAGGGCGGUCACUUCCGGUCUGGACGCCAUGGUUUAUAUCGUCUGCGGGCAUGGGGAGGUAAAUCUUUGCAUUGAGUUUGAUUUGUUUGUAUGGAUCGAUUUGAUAAGGUCAUUUAUCAAAUACAUUCUGGUAGUCUUAUGGAAGUGACUUUUUUGGUGUGACCUUGAGGGGUUUGGCCUUGUCGUGUGACCUUGUGUGUAUGAGUAUGUUUGUAUGAUCUCGACUGUUAUGGUCAUGGGCGCCCGCAGAAAACCUUCUAAGGGGAGGGGGGCAAAAAAUCGAUUAACUUUCCAGGGGGGGGGGGCAACAAUUGUUUAGUAAUGUUUUAAUAUAGUUUUAAUUUACUGUAGCGUAUUUAUAUGGUGAACGAACGGAUAGGACAUCAGCUUAGUUACUUUCUCUUUAUUUUCUCUUUACUUUAAUACAUUUUUUGUCUAUUUUUGUCUAAAAAAUUGUUAUCCAAUCAAUCCAGGGGGGGGGGGGCAAGUGCCCCACCUUGCCCCUACCUGCGGGCGCCCAUGGUUAUGGUUUCUUCUACUUAAUUGAAUUUAAAAAUAAAACAUUUGCUUGUAUUGAUUUGAAUUUUUAACGCAAGUGUGGGUGUGACUGUGACUGAGUUUCAGUGUGACUGUGAGUGUGAUUGUGAUUGUGAGUUUCAGUGUGACUGUCAGUGUGAGUGUCAGUGUGAGUGUGAUUGUGAUUGUGAGUGUCAGUGUGAUUGUCAGUGUGACUGUGUGUUUCAGUGUGAGUGUGAGUUUCAGUUUCAGUGUGAGUGUCAGUGUCAGUGUGAUUGUGAGUGUCAGUGUGAUUGUCAGUGUGACUAUGUGAGUGACCGUGUGAAUGUGAGUGUCAGUGUGGGUGUGAUUGUGAGUAUGAAUGUGAGAGUGUCAGUGUAAGUUUCAGUGUAAGUGUGAGUUUUAGUGUCAGUGUGAGUGUCAGUGUGACUGUGUGAAUGUGAGUGUCAGUGUGGGUGUGAGUUUCAGUGUGAAUGUGAGUGUCAGUGUGAGAGUCAGCGUGACUGUGUGAGUGACCGUGUGAAUGUGAGUGUCAGUGUGGGUGUGAUUGUGAGUGUGACUGUGAGAGUUUCAGUGUCAGUGUAAGUUUCAGUGUAAGUGUGAGUUUUAAUGUCAGUGUCAGUGUGAGUGUCAGUGUGACUGUGUGAAUGUGAGUGUCAGUGUGGGUGUGAGUUUCAGUGUGAAUGUGAGUGUCAGUGUGAGUGUCAGUGUGACUGUGUGAGUGACCGUGUGAAUGUGAGUGUCAGUGUGGUUGUGAGUGUGACUGUGAGAGUGUCAGUGUAAGUUUCAGUGUAAGUGUGAGUUUUAAUGUCAGUGUCAGUGUGAGUGUCAGUGUGACUGUGUGAAUGUGAGUGUCAGUGUGAGUGUCAGUGUGACUGUGUGAGUGACCGUGUGAAUGUGAGUGUCAGUGUGGUUGUGAGUGUGACUGUGAGAGUGUCAGUGUAAGUUUCAGUGUAAGUGUGAGUUUUAAUGUCAGUGUCAGUGUGAGUGUCAGUGUGACUGUGUGAAUGUGAGUGUCAGUGUGAGUGUCAGUGUGACUGUGUGAGUGACCGUGUGAAUGUGAGUGUCAGUGUGGUUGUGAGUGUGACUGUGAGAGUGUCAGUGUAAGUUUCAGUGUAAGUGUGAGUUUUAAUGUCAGUGUCAGUGUGAGUGUCAGUGUGACUGUGUGAAUGUGAGUGUCAGUGUGAGUGUCAGUGUGACUGUGUGAGUGACCGUGUGAAUGUGAGUGUCAGUGUGGUUGUGAGUGUGACUGUGAGAGUGUCAGUGUAAGUUUCAGUGUAAGUGUGAGUUUUAAUGUCAGUGUCAGUGUGAGUGUCAGUGUGACUGUGUGAAUGUGAGUGUCAGUGUGGGUGUGAGUUUCAGUGUGAAUGUGAGUGUCAGUGUGAGUGUCAGUGUGACUGUGUGAGUGACCGUGUGAAUGUGAGUGUCAGUGUGGUUGUGAGUGUGACUGUGAGAGUGUCAGUGUAAGUUUCAGUGUAAGUGUGAGUUUUAAUGUCAGUGUCAGUGUGAGUGUCAGUGUGACUGUGUGAAUGUGAGUGUCAGUGUGGGUGUGAGUUUCAGUGUGAAUGUGAGUGUCAGUGUGGUUGUGAGUGUGACUGUGAGAGUGUCAGUGUAAGUUUCAGUGUAAGUGUGAGUUUUAGUGUGAGUGUGAACGUCAGUGUGAGUGUGAGUGUAGAUGUAUUAGAUUUAAUUGGGUCAUGUUUUAACAUAAUAUUAACUCUUUCACUUCAGUUCACUUUUUCAUUAGGAAUUCUUUGCCUUUUAUUUUUUAAAAAAACGACAAUUGAAUAGACUUAUCAAUGAUGCAAUUAAUACUAGUCAAACAAAGCUACAAUUGCUACAUCAGGUGGAAUUCUUUCCCUUAAAGUUAGGACGUAAAGAUAUACAAAUUCUUGUGUUCCAUCAUCUAUCGCAAUUUACGAGCGCGCCCCCGACUACCACGGUUGUUACACAAUCUAACUAAUCACUCUUUGAGACAAUAUUGUCACUAAUUGAGUAAAGUUCCAUGGCACAUGACGGCUAUUGUUUACGCUUGAGAAAUACUUAGUCGUUUGGUAAACUGUUAUAGUUUAAAAUUAACUUCUGUAAGAAUACUUAUCUUUCUGUUCAAAAUGAAAAUUUUAAUUUAAAAAACAAAAAACAUUUCCAUUUAUUUGGAUCGAUAAAAGAAUCUUAUCUUAUCAUUCGUAAUAGCACGUUUAAAAAAAAAAUGUUAGAAAUUGUUAACAGCUCAUCAUCUUAGGCUUAUUAAAAUAGCGUCGAGAUUUAUUGAUCUUGUGGUUUCUAACUAGUCUGCACCCUCCACCGUUUAGGUCUACCGUUUCGACCCGGAGAAGAGAGAGCUGAGCCACCUUACAACUCUGAACAACCUCAGCGAGAACCCAAGGGUCCGGUUCGGACUGGCCCACAUGGGCGGCUGCCUGGUGGUCAUCGGCGGUCAUCAGCUGGGCCACUCCAUGAGGGAGCCCGUCCGGUCCGUGUGUCUCGACAUCGCCACCAAGCUGGAAGUCCGCGAUUACUCCCCCUUGUUGCCCGGGGAGAUCGUCAACACGUGCCUGGCGGCCAAGCUCAACGCCAGCAUCUUGAAGGUGUUUACCAACUGACCCGACGC